AUGAACUCGCUGAACAUCCUGUCCUCGCGAGUCAUUGGUCAAUCUUCCAUCUCUCCACGUCCACGAUCGCAAUCCCAAAGUGAUAGCAAACGCACAAGUCUGCCAAGCGACUUGUCGAAACUCCGAUCUUACAGCGAGAACAACUUUCGAGCUCUUGACACCGAGAAGAGCUACAACGAUGGACCACCGCGGGUGGAUGAAGAUGCAGAGGAGGAUACGACGUAUGGCUUAGAUGAAAAGACACCAUUACUGCAUGAGCCUCAAAAGGACAGCACGAUCACGACCCGAAGCACCUGGCGGCUAAUCACCCACCGGAUCUUCGAUGCGAUUACGGAAACCAUCAGAUUCAUUCUAUCUACGCUCGCCGCCCCCGGUGUCUAUGUCGCUCAAUGCUUCCAAGCUGAUGAUGGUCGCUACUCUCUGUUCGCACCUGUCCGGAAGUUGUGGCGCUCCUCUGCCGAACUAACGACCCGGCCGGAUAAAGGGGAGAAUCGACGGCGGAGUGGCUCCACCCGCAAGCUUCGACCCCAAGCAUCACAUGAAUCCAUAAUAUCAACAACCUCGGAGUCAGAUACAGAUCGACGGCUUUCCAAGAAUCACAGUGGGAAGAACCGGCCGACGAAGACGAAAGGCCACGACCCAGAUCCAAUCCCGGAAGAGAAUACACCUCGACGUUCCAUACGAAUCAAACUCCAUCAUGAAGAAUCUCACAAACAACAGCGUCACCGACGGUCACAGAGUGCAGAAAUGGGACCGCCAAUGCCCGAGGGUGUCUCUCGGGUCCAGGGCGCCGUCCAUCUGGACAGCUUGAAGUCCCCAACCUCUGGAUCCGUCCACCGUAUCACCAAGUACCCUCACUCUCCAACCCCUCCACGCCCACUUCUCCCACAACGGGUGCCUUCGUAUACUGCAGCUCCACGCAAUGCCAGACUCCCGCAGAAGACUUUGGUAUUGGACCUUGACGAGACCCUGAUCCACUCCCUCGCCAAGGGUGGCCGCAUGUCUAGUGGCCACAUGGUAGAGGUCAAGCUCUCCAUGCCUACGACUACUGCAUUGUCACCCGGUGGGCCGCAAACGACGUUGGGUCCUCAGCAUCCAAUCUUGUACUAUGUCCACAAACGACCACACUGCGACGAAUUCCUGCGCAAGGUCAGCAAGUGGUAUAAGUUGGUCAUCUUCACGGCAAGUGUCCAAGAGUAUGCCGAUCCCGUGAUCGACUGGCUCGAGCAAGAACGUAAAUACUUCCAAGGCCGCUAUUACCGCCAGCAUUGCACAUUCCGCAACGGCGCGUAUAUCAAGGAUCUCAGUUCCGUAGAACCGGAUCUGAGCAAGGUCAUGAUUCUGGACAAUAGCCCAAUGAGCUACAUCUUCCACGAAGAUAAUGCAAUCCCCAUCGAAGGCUGGAUCAACGACCCCACGGAUAACGGCCUACUCCAUCUGGUCCCCAUGUUCGAAGCUUUGCAGUACGUUACAGACAUCCGGGCUCUACUGGCACUUCGCCGUGGAGAGACCGAGACAUAA
Penicillium antarcticum is the source of this 1521-nucleotide messenger RNA. RefSeq names its product Nem1-Spo7 phosphatase catalytic subunit NEM1 (gene nemA). Gene Ontology annotation, molecular function: protein serine/threonine phosphatase activity. The transcript has 2 exons. The coding region runs from base 1 to 1521 and encodes 506 amino acids. Lineage: Eukaryota; Fungi; Ascomycota; Eurotiomycetes; Eurotiales; Aspergillaceae. The record is from RefSeq and is a predicted model, not a curated record.